Messenger RNA from Papaver somniferum (opium poppy), 1895 nucleotides. RefSeq names its product UDP-glycosyltransferase 74F2-like. The record is from RefSeq and is a predicted model, not a curated record. The coding region runs from base 91 to 1482 and encodes 463 amino acids. The transcript has 2 exons. Gene Ontology annotation, molecular function: UDP-glycosyltransferase activity. Lineage: Eukaryota; Viridiplantae; Streptophyta; Magnoliopsida; Ranunculales; Papaveraceae.
UAAUAUCGUCUAUCUCACCUAUUUAUUGUAGUAAGACUAGUUAGAUCUUGUCACAAGAAAAGAGACUUUAGUCAGAUUUUUGAAGAGAAAAUGGAGGUAAAUUAUGGAAACCAUGUUCUAGUUGUUCCCUAUCCAAGUCAAGGACACAUUAAUCCAAUGCUCCAAUUCUCAAAGAGAUUAAUCUCAAAAGGUCUCAAAAUCACCUUAGCCAUAACUAUUCAUGUUGCCAACAAGAUGGAAACUCAAAUUAACGGUCCGGUUAAAGUCGAAAUGAUUUCAGAUGGUCACGAUGAAGGUGGUGUUAUGCAAGCAAGUAGUCCACAGGCAUAUCUCGAAACAUUCGCAAUCGUGGGUUCACAAACCUUGACUGAAAUCAUCGAGAGACGAAGCAAUUCAGGUGAUCCGGUCAGUUGUGUAGUUUAUGAUCCGUUUUUGCCAUGGGCAUUAGAUGUAACCAAGCAAUUCAACCUUAUGGGAGCUGCCUUCUACACCCAAUCUUGUGCUGUUAGUAGUAUUUACUAUUACGUGCAAAAGGGUAUGAUGAAAUCCCCGGCCACGCUGGGCGAGGUAGUUUCACUUCCGGGGCUGCCGCCGUUGGAGUUUUCGGAUCUACCAUCUUUUGUUGCCGGCGUUGGGCCUUUCCCGGCAUUGUUGUCCACUCUUUUGGAGCAGUUCCAUAACAUUGAUAAAGCAGAUUGGGUUCUGUUUAGUUCAUUUGACAAGCUAGAGGCUGAGAUAUUAAAUUUUAUGUCAAAGCUAUGGAAAGUGAGGGCGAUUGGACCAACUAUUCCAUCGAAGUAUUUAGACAAAAGGAUUGAAGAUGAUGAAGAUUAUGGAUUCAACCUAUUUGAGCCAAAAACAUCUUCAUGCAUGAACUGGCUUAGCUCAAAAAAGAACAACUCUGUUGUUUAUGUGUCUUUUGGAAGCCUUUCGGCAGCAAAACAAGAGCAAAUGGAAGAAAUUGCGUGGACACUAUGGGAGUGCGAUUACAAUUUUCUGUGGGUAGUGAAACAGGCUGAAGAAAACAAAAUCCCAUCUGAAUUCCUGGAGAAAAUUUCAACAUCUGACAAAGGCUUGAUGGUAACAUGGUGCCCGCAAUUGGAAGUUUUAUCCCACCCGGCCGUGGGAUGUUUUGCGACGCAUUGUGGGUUCAACUCUACAUUAGAGGCAUUGAGUAUUGGAGUGCCAAUGAUUGGGUUUCCGCAAUGGACUGAUCAACCAACAAAUGCAAAAUGUAUCGAAGCUAUGUGGGAAGUAGGAAUGAGACCAAAAGUUGAUGAAGAGGGAAUUGCUAGGAAAAUGGAGAUUGAUUUAUGUGUAAGAGAAAUUAUGGGUGGGGGAGAGAAAGGGAAAGAGAUGCGAAGAAAUGCAAGUAAAUGGAAGGAAUUGGCAAAAGAGGCAAUGGAUGGAGGUGGAAGUUCUGAUAAGAAUAUCGUGGAACUUGUAGCUCAAGUCAAGUUAAAUGUUAUUGUAGCUAAAUAGUUUAAGUAUAAAGGGCCAGAUCCCAAACAAAAUAAAAGAUUCAUGGAGUUCUGGAAAAAAAGAAGAGUUACUUAUAUUUCACAUAGGGGCGGAGCCGGAUACUCUAUUAACGAGAAGCUAAAUAUUACUAGGGGUGUAAGAAAGUAAAAAUGAGCUUGGAAGUCCACAAUAUCUCUGAAAAUUAAGGCUUGGGAGUCACCUUUCAGAUCUCUUAACUGUCGAAGAAUUAAUUGAGAAUGUCGUGGAAAACGAAAAAGGUAAUGAACCUGAAGUUAAAGAUGAAAAUGUGAUUAUAGAGCCACUUCUAAACAAAGAAGCUAUAAGAGUUACAAAAAUAUUAGAUAAUUUGGUUUUUUACUGUAUCAACGAUGCUAUUAUUAUUUUAUUUUUCAAUUUUUUAACAAUAGAUGUAA